CUCUGCCGAACAGCUGUUGUGACAUAACCUGCCUUUCAUACUUCAAUCAAGAAAUGCUGCGCAGACUAUUGCCCACGGUGCGCUUAGCGUUGCAGCUGCCAAAGCCGACAGUAACCAUAAUUAGACAAAGCAGCUACAGUGUUUAUGAGCCUGAUUAUCUGGAGUCACUAAAGCCGAAAUACCCGCAAUAUGAGAGCCUCAAUGUGCAGAUAAAGGGCUACGAUUAUCCGCUGCUCGAAAGCUAUCAGCGUUUUCUGCACAGCGUAGCGGAAUAUCUCGAUUUGGAUGUCUCAGAUUGUUAUGCGCUGCCGCCGCAGCAGACGCAAGUGCAGCGAUUACGGCCCAACUCGACGGUUAUCGAAUCCGAUUACAAGCUGACAACCUAUGAACGCAAUCUGCAGCUGUGCAAUGUGGAUGCACCAGUUUAUCCACAAUUUCUGCGCAUUGCUCAGGCAGCGCUGCCGGAGGGCGUUCAUCUGACUGUGGCGGAGCACACGGAUGAAUGUGAGGAGCGUCGCUAUGUGCCCGAUAAGGAUCUGCUCGAUCUCAAGGCGGAACUGGAACGCAUGGGCGGUGCCACGCCUACGAAAAAGAAAUAGGCGCAUACUGUUUUUGUUUUUGAUUUUGGCAUAUGUUCAAAUAUUAAAAUCUAGUUUAAAUCUGCAUAAAGUUUAAAGAAAGCAAGAAA
Drosophila grimshawi is the source of this 688-nucleotide messenger RNA. It is a transcript of the gene mRpL48, whose product is annotated as 39S ribosomal protein L48, mitochondrial. The record is from RefSeq and is a predicted model, not a curated record. The transcript is spliced from 3 exons. Bases 54 to 599 code for a protein of 181 amino acids. NCBI's taxonomy places the organism in Eukaryota, Metazoa, Arthropoda, Insecta, Diptera, Drosophilidae. Gene Ontology annotation, cellular component: mitochondrial ribosome.